UGAAUACAACACGAGUUCUUUUUAAGGUUAUGUCUUUUGAAGUUAGGUUGACGUUUUCGCUAUAUUUUAAUUUAAACUGUAAUUCCAACAUUAAUUAGCUUUAAUAAGUAUUAAAACAAUGGAGUACAUUCAGGAACCACUCUCAAAUGAACCAUUAAAAACAACAAUAUUAUGUUGUGAGUGUGGUAUAGCUAUAGAACCCAACCCGGCUAAUAUGUGCGUAGGGUGUCUUCGAUCUCAAGUGGAUAUAACAGAAGGAAUUCCUAAACAAGCGACUUUGCAUUUCUGCAGAGGAUGUGAAAGGUAUUUUCAACCUCCUGGGGAAUGGGUCAAAUGUACAUUAGAGUCUAGAGAACUCUUAACAUUGUGUCUUAAAAAACUUAAGGGAUUAAAUAGAGUUAAACUUAUAGAUGCUUCUUUUGUUUGGACUGAACCACACUCAAAAAGAAUUAAGAUCAAGCUUACAGUUCAUGGAGAAGUUGCAGGUGGUGCAAUAUUGCAACAAGUAUUUGUAGUUGAAUAUACAGUGGCACAUCAAAUGUGUGAUGAAUGCCAUAGAUCAGAAGCUCAAGACUUUUGGAGAGCCUCAGUUCAAGUUAGACAAAAAUCAGAAAACAAGAAAACAUUUUACUACCUAGAACAGCUUAUAUUAAAACACAAAGCCCAUGAAAAUACAUUAGGAAUUAAGCCUAUUCAUGGUGGCUUGGAUUUUUUCUAUACAACAGAAGGCCAUGCUAGAAAGAUGGUUGAUUUCUUGUCAGCUGUUCUCCCAUGUAAAUACCAACAUUCAAAGAAAUUAAUUUCUCAUGAUAUUCACAGCAACAUUUACAAUUACAAGUUCACCUAUUCAGUGGAUAUUGUUCCUGUAUCAAAAGACAGUGUUAUUUGUUUACCGAAAAAAUUAACACAACAACUAGGAGGAAUUUCUCCAAUUUGUUUGAUCUACAGGGUCACAAAUUCAGUUCAUCUUAUAGACCCUUCUACAGCUCAAAUUGCAGAAAUAAGUGCUACAGUAUUUUACCGUUAUCCAUUUGGAGCCAUUUGUAAUCCAAAGCAGUUAGUAGAAUAUGUUGUAAUGGACAUAGAACCUAUCAUGGAUAAAGAUAGAAAGAUAUUCCCUGGCCAAGGAGCUAUUUCCCAUAGACAUGUUCUGGCUGAUAUUUGGGUAGUUAAAGCAUCUGAAUUGGGUGUAAAUGAUAAUACUAUUCAUACUAGAACACACUUGGGUCAUGUCUUGAAACCUGGUGAUUCUGUUUUAGGGUACAAUAUAGAAGACAGUAACAUAAAUGACACGAACUUUGACAAACUUGAUAGAAGUUCAGUUCCAGAUGUUAUUUUAGUUAAGAAACAUUAUGGAGAUAGGUCAUUUAGAAGAAGACAGAGGAUUUGGAAACUUAAAAGACUUGCUGAAGGUGAUACUGCUUUUGAUCCUGAUGCAAAUGAUUACCAUGAGUUCUUGGAUGAUCUGGAAGAAGAUCCUGAACUGAGACAAAACAUCAACAUUUUCAAAGAUAAGUCAAAGCAGAUUCCUGUUGAUACAUUUGAUGAUAAUGGUGAUUCAGCACCUCAUAUAACCUUGGCAGAAAUGUUGGAUGAUUUAGUUAUCGAUGAUGUUGAUAUGGAAGAAGUUGAGUAAUUUUAUUGUUAAAAUAAAAAGGGAAUAAAUAUAAUUUCUGUUAA
Molecule: messenger RNA, 1680 nt
Organism: Diabrotica balteata
Lineage: Eukaryota; Metazoa; Arthropoda; Insecta; Coleoptera; Chrysomelidae
Source: the annotation of a GenBank genome assembly